UGGAGAAUGACACUAACUUGGGUUACAUCCACUUGAGCAAAACGAGUAGAACAAGAUGACACUUCCUUGCCAGACCCUAUUAAAUGCCCUAUGAUGAAGUAUGUGAUGUAGACCUAGAUAAUCUAGGAGGCAGCUGUUUGUUUCCCUUUAUUUUAAUAUAGGCAGGAAAACUGAGGUGUAGUGUUAGAGACGUACCCAUGUUCAUGCAAUGAGGCAAAGCAGACUUGUGACACUUUUUCAAGCCAGGAGAUCCUCCCAAAGGUGGCCAAACCUUCCCCACCCAUUCUCCAGACCUGCCCAGGCCUGUAAUCGCUGCCCAGGCAGCUAAGGCUCCUCCCCAAACAAACGAUAUUGUAGACCCAAUAAACCUGGCUUUUCCUCUCUGCCUCUGGCUGUUUCAUCUUCUUAUCUCUCCUGCUCUCUGCCCUCCCUAUCUUUUGCAGGUCUUGGCUGGUAUCAGAGAAAGGCUUCUAUCCCAUGGCCUCCCACUCCGGGGAGCCAGGACUCCUGCCCUGUGGGUCCUGCGACAUGGUUUUUCGUUCCUGGGCCUUGUUGGCCACCCACACGCAGCGCUUCUGCAUUGGCCGUCUGACCCGGGAAGUAACCCUUGGAGUACAGCCCUCAAAAGCCACUGACCCACAAGGCCUCAUGACUGUGCCACAAGAAUACCAGGGCCUCCCAGAAAACGAGGCCAGCAAGUCGGCUCUAAAGAGGCUAACAGAGGAGGUACAGCGGCUGCGGCUGUACCUGCAGGAGAUGCGUCCCUGGAUAACAGAGAUUGCCAGGGAUUCAGGGGGACCCUGGAGGCGUUCAGAGGAGCCAACUCUGGGCCCCUCCUCCGAGGCUGCUGGGAGCCCCGGCGAGCGGCUCCGGAAGCUGCACCGGACUCACGCGACGCGCGUUGCGGAGAUGGAGGCACAGAGCCGGACCCUGGAGUUACGCAGCGAGGAACUGAACCGGCGCCUCCGAGGUUUGGCAGGAGCCCGGGGCGGUAUAUCACGCCUGUUAGGCCUGGAGCGGGAGCUUCGAGAACUCCGGACAGAGGCCGGGCGUACAAGGGGAGCUCUGGAGUUGUUAGGGACGCGCAUUCAGCAGCCACAGCCCGAGGCCGGGACCCGGCUGAACUUGCAAGAGGCAGAAUUCUGUCGUCCGGUGCUACAAGACAACCCAGGGACCCUGGCUGCUGAGAUCAGGGCCCUGCAUGAAGCCUACAUUCAAGGUGGGGGCCGGGAUCCCGGAGUUCUGGGCCAGAUACGGCAGUUGCAAGUGGAGGCAUCAGCUCUGGAGCUUCGACGGUCUCGAACCCGCAGGGGAAGACCAGCAGGUCCCGCAUUUGGGGAGCUUCUAGUAGUGGAGGCCGAAAACCAGCGCCUGGAGGCGGAAAUCCUGGCUUUGCAAAUGCAGACACGUGUAGGCCAGGUGCCCUGGGGGCCCAGGGAACCUCGACUUGUGGCCAGUCUCAGCCCACAUCUGAGAUGGAGGGACAAUCCCCCGUGCCUCCCACCUCCAGUGGCACCCCCACUGCCACCGCUUCCACACUCUACAGGCUCACAGCUUCCUGGAGCCAUGACCAGGAACCUGGGCCUGGAUCCACACUUCCUCCUGCCCACAACUGACGUUCUGGGCCCUGCACCCUACGACCCAGGGGCUGGCCUGGUCAUUUUCUAUGACUUCCUGCGUGGCCUUGAAGCUUCUUGGACUUGGGUGCAACUAAUGACUGGCUUGGCCCGAGAUGGACGGCAUACAGGAGGGACCACAACUUUGCCCCCAGCCCUUUGCUUGCCCCCACCUCCAGCUCCUGGGCCCAUGGGUAACUGUGCCAUUCUUGCCAGCAGGCAGCCUGUACCCAGACUGCCACCCUCACCAUCAGUAUCCUUGGUCUGUGAGCUACAUGUCUGGCACGGGCUGGCAGGGGCUAGGGCACCACAGCCGAAGGCCUGGGCCUCACUAGUGCUCUUUGACCAGGAUCAGAGGGUGCUAAGUGGCUGUUGGCGUCUCCCACUUCGGGCCCUUCCUCUGGACCCCAGCCUUAGCCUUGGAAAGCUGAAUGGGAUUCCCCAGGUAGGUCAGGCUGAGCUCUUUUUACGGAUGGUGAAUGCCAGAGAUGCAGAUGUCCAGACACUGGCAGAAAUCAAUCCAGCAAGUGCCCACGAGUACCAGUACCCACCUGUGGUGUCCAGCUCAUCUUCACUGGAAGCCAGUUCCUUUGCCCCAACAGGGGGCUUUGUUGACCCCCCUCCUUCUGCAGAAGAGCCCCCUUGGAGCAGAGUCAAAGGUAGAGAUAAGGGUUUAGGCCCGCACCACUGCUUUGACCCUCCCCACCUCCCACCUCAGCUUUUUGAGUUCAGAAUGUGGAUGUGA
Molecule: messenger RNA, 2361 nt
Organism: Pteropus alecto (black flying fox)
Lineage: Eukaryota; Metazoa; Chordata; Mammalia; Chiroptera; Pteropodidae
Gene: CCDC17
Product: coiled-coil domain containing 17
Source: RefSeq, a predicted model, not a curated record